Molecule: messenger RNA, 1251 nt
Organism: Ascochyta rabiei
Lineage: Eukaryota; Fungi; Ascomycota; Dothideomycetes; Pleosporales; Didymellaceae
Exons: 3
Coding region: 1-1251 (416 amino acids)
Source: RefSeq, a predicted model, not a curated record
AUGGGCGCACCAACUCACAACAACGAAUCAACAGACGUUCUGCAGGGCCUGGUGUACACGCUGUUAGAUGUCUUCGAUGCUACCAGAGACCUCUACACGACCUUGACAACGAAGGACAAAAGAGAAUACGAGAUCCAGCUGCGGUCAAAGGGGUACCCGACCUCUAGGAAGCUCGAGUUUGUCGACGAUAGUGCAGCCAAUGGCAACCGAGCCAUCUUGACGGACAAACUAGCUCUUUUGCGAAGAUUUGAGGAUGGUCUUCGCGAUUGUGGGCCUGAAUUCGCUGUAGGAGAUGCAUUGUCGCACGUUUCUAUCCAGUCCCAAGUGAUCAACCUCCAGGGUGUACUACUCACGACAUUCUUGUACGGGCCAACAUCUUCCGAGUCUAUACCGCAGCAGUUGUCCAAAGUAGAUGCAGCCUCCCGUUUAGCAGCGACCUCAUCAGUCGAGAUCCUGAGCGCACUAGAAUAUCGCUUGCAGGCCGAGCUUCGAACAACUGAUUAUCCAACAUCUCGCAGAGGGUCGCUUCGCGCAUUUUCUAUGCCCGGAUCAUUCCAUCCAGACGAUGAUAACUCGACAGCCCUUGUGUCAUACAAGAAUCCAGUGAAAGUUCGAGCGGGAAGUCCAGCGAACACAACAAUUCUCAGCAAGAACAGAGCAGACAUGACCAGCGAUGACACGAGAUCUCUGGUCUCAUACGGCACACGAACAGACACUGACUCACUAUACUGUACGUAUGCUAGCGACCUCGAGCGACAUCGUUCUCAACAGCUAUGCUCAAGCAUAACACACGAACCAACACCCUCAUGCCCACACUGUAGACGGACUCUCCAUCUCUCUCCUGGCAAGGCAUGGGAGAUCUUGAAGAAUGACACUGGGUAUGAGCGGUGCUUUCAAGUCUCGAACCGCUUUGUCGUCAAAUGCCAUCGUAGCGGUCCGGACGCAGGCUACGCGUGCAUUCUAUGUUCGCGAGCAGAGGGCGACGUGACGAUCUGCGGUGAUGUGAAGGCACUUGUGAAACAUAUCUGUGAGGAUCACAAGACUGCGCAGCUGAAGGCAGAGGAAGACAUCACCGAGGUGGUUGAGCUAGCCGUGGGAGAGCGCAGGAGGGACAGCGGGCUAGCUCACUCAUCGUCACGGAGUAGCAGAAGAAGUACUAGCGCCGGCUCACGUCGUCGUGGCAGCAGACCACACGUCUAUGAUCGCGAAGUGGAAGCGAUAGAGAUCAGGUUGCCAAGGCGAGGUGCAUGA